Molecule: messenger RNA, 783 nt
Organism: Drosophila persimilis
Lineage: Eukaryota; Metazoa; Arthropoda; Insecta; Diptera; Drosophilidae
Exons: 3
Coding region: 1-783 (260 amino acids)
Source: RefSeq, a predicted model, not a curated record
AUGGUGCACUUCGAGCGGGAUAUUGGCGACAGUGCCAACGUGUCCGCCAAACAACAAAAGCGUGAUCGUUACGAAGAAGCUGGAGACGAGCAGCACAUUGGGACAACUGUCAUGGUCAAGGGCGGUCGUAAGCAAGGGCGUGGUCGCAACGAUGGUGGUGGAGACGGAAAGUGCAACUCGGUGGGACAAUUCGAGCAGGACAUUGGUAAAGUAGGCGCUGGAGACGGCAAGCAAAACUCCAUGGAGCAAAUCAAGCAGCCAAUUAAGAAGACAGCCAUGGUCAAGGCCGGCCACAAGCAACGUCGUGCUCGUAACGAUGGAGGUGGUGAUGGACAAUUCAACUCCGUGGAGCAAUUAGAGCAGCACAUUGGUCCCACUGUCAUGAUCAAGGACGGUCAAAAACAAGAGCAAGAUCGUAACGAUCUGGUGGAGACGGCAAGCGUUCCAAGCAGGCAAAAUAGCGACGCCGUGCUAAGAUGCCAGACAGUAUCGAUUAACAUGUUUGUUUGCCAUCUAAGGCAUCUACAAAUUCUCACCUCGAUUGCCGCAGAGCGCCGUUGCUGUAUCCUUUACCCCUUCCCCAUGGAAAUAAUGACGCCCUUCAUGGACGAGGGCGGUGGUGGUGGCGGUCGAGCCCGCGGGGAUACUGGUGAUCCCGGCGGCAAGACGCGGGAGAGUAUCCUGACCAAUUUUUUCUUCGGAAGCAAAUCCGAAGCCGAUUCUAAUGUCAAUUCAACAGCGGUGCCAAAGGCAGAUGUCGCACCCAAAGAGGCGGAAUUAUGA